CCAGGUGCAGAGCAAGCUUGAAAGAGACAGCGGAAGGACUUUCCCGGACUGCACUGUCGCUCAGCUGGCCGCACCAAUCACCACGCAGCUAGCCCUCGGACCCUCCUCUUUGAGGGCGUGUCCCUGGUGAGUGAUUGACGGAGCCGCCCGGCCCAGCUCAGGCCAGCCCACGUUGCUGCUUAGAUUGAAAUGCAGAACUCUAGCCUCUUUCAUCGGGGCACAGACUUCCUUUUACUCCUUCCUUUUGCACUCUCGCCGCCUCCUCCCGGGAAGAAGUGGAGGCACCGGCAGCCCGGGGCAGCGACGAGCCGGGCCACUGAGGCUGUGCGAAAAGUUACUUUUUGGGAGUGCGGAACUGGGGCCCCGUUGGUGUACUGCUCGGAGCAAUGGAGCCAGCCUUUGGGGAGGUGAACCAGCUGGGAGGAGUAUUCGUGAACGGGAGGCCGCUGCCCAACGCCAUCCGGCUUCGUAUCGUGGAACUGGCCCAACUGGGCAUCAGACCGUGUGACAUCAGCCGCCAGCUACGGGUCUCGCACGGCUGCGUCAGCAAGAUUCUGGCGCGCUACAACGAGACAGGCUCGAUCUUGCCAGGAGCCAUUGGGGGCAGCAAACCCCGAGUUACCACCCCCACCGUGGUGAAACACAUCCGGACCUACAAGCAAAGGGACCCUGGCAUCUUUGCUUGGGAAAUCCGGGACCGCCUGCUGGCGGACGGCGUGUGCGACAAGUACAACGUGCCCUCGGUGAGCUCCAUCAGCCGCAUCCUGCGCAACAAGAUCGGCAACUUGGCUCAACAGGGUCAUUACGACUCCUACAAGCAGCACCAGCCGGCGCCGCAGCCGGCUCUGCCCUAUAACCACAUCUACUCGUACCCCAGCCCCAUCACGGCGGCCGCAGCUAAGGUGCCCACGCCGCCCGGGGUGCCAGCCAUCCCCGGCUCGGUGGCCAUGCCCCGUACCUGGCCCUCCUCCCAUUCCGUCACCGAUAUCCUGGGCAUUCGCUCCAUCACCGACCAAGGAGUGAGCGACAGCUCCCCCUACCACAGCCCCAAGGUGGAGGAGUGGAGCAGCCUGGGCCGUAACAACUUCGCCGCCGCCGCCCCCCACGCGGUGAACGGGCUGGAGAAGGGAGCUCUGGAGCAGGAAGCCAAGUACGGUCAGGCACCAAAUGGUCUACCAGCUGUAAGCAGUUUUGUGUCAGCGUCCAGCAUGGCUCCUUAUCCGACCCCGGCCCAAGUGUCGCCUUACAUGACCUACAGCGCCGCUCCUUCCGGUUAUGUGGCUGGACAUGGGUGGCAACAUGCCAGCGGCACCCCACUUUCCCCCCACAACUGUGACAUUCCCGCAUCGCUGGCGUUCAAGGGAAUGCAGGCAGCCAGAGAAGGUAGUCACUCUGUCACGGCUUCUGCACUCUGAUGGGAAAUUCUGUCCGGGGCAGCCUCACCCGGGUCUCCCCUCAGCACACCCUCCCCCUCUCCCCUGGUCUCGGAUCCCACCCCUCCCGCCCCCAAAGCUGGCUUUAAGGACUCACAUCCUUUGUGCCGAUGACACUUAAAUAUUUCUUGCCAUAACUUCUCUCUUGCAGAAACCUGACAUGACUUUAGGAUUUGAAAACAAAAGCAAUCUUAAGGAUUGAAUGAGACAUUUGUGUUGCCCACACACUGUUUUAACGUAGCAAAGAAACCUGCACCCCUCAAAGGGCUUAAGGAACUUUUAAAACUAGUCUUUGGUAUAACCACAUGUGUAUAUUUAUUCUAAAUCAACCUGAACUUUUGAAACGUGCAAUUGUUGAGAUUUUGCAAAAUCAAUAAAGGAAAACACAUACAGAAAAAAGUUACGCUGCACCCUCUAAUCAAAUAAGUGACCAAGUAAGUUUAAAUUCAUCAUUAGGAAACUAAUCAAUAAUUGACUUGAGUGAUGCUUUGUUUAUUUUUAAGAGAUAACGUAUUUUGUUGGAAAAUAUGUAUAACAAGCCGUAUCUGAAUUUAGCUCCUCCUGAUGUUUUUACUCGGUUCCAAAUACAGUGAUGUUUAUAUUUUCUAUUAGUUUGUAAAUACGGACUCUGGAUGGUGCAUUUGUGUUUUCAUUCCAUGGGAUACCCCCCUCCCUCCCACCCCUAUCUAUUUUUUUCUCUCUUUUUGUAAAGGUGACUUUCUGGCAACGUCUUUGUCUCUGUUUGGUGGUGGGCUCCUGGACCUGGACUUGCCCCAAAUUUUGUGUGUGCAGUGAAGGCUUCAACAUCUUAUGAAGGACAUUUUCUUUCUACAGCAGAGGACUCAAAAACAGAUUAAACAAUCCAGUCUCCCAUUUUGUAUCCUAAUCAAACAACACACAUGCCAAGCAUAUAAAGACAUGAGGGUGGAAAAUAUCUGAAUAAGAAGGCUUUAAAGGAAGUCACUUAGAAACUUAAGUUUAAUGUGAAAUGCUUUGCAAAGACACUUAAAAUGAACUUUAUGUUAAGAAAACCACUGUGAAACUAAAUUGUACUGUUAUUGUUGGCUUACCUGUGUGUUCAGCAAUCUCAGCCCAAAAUUAUGUUGUAAUUUAAAGAAAGUGGAAAAUUCUGCUCUAGUGAAUGUAAAAAUGGCUUGCUGUGAAGUUUACAUUGUUGUACAGAAGCAUGUUUCACAUGUAGGUAAACUGGUGGUGGUAUUAGAAAUACAAAUGCUAUUUAAUUUUUUAAAAUUCCCUUUAUUCAUUUCUGCAGUUAAAGGACCUAGUUUAGCCAGUAAGUCUUUCUAGACCAAUUCUGUUUUCACUUUAAUGUUAAUAGUAGAGCUGUGGGGUGUGUGUGUGUGUGUGAGAGAGAGAGAGAGAGAGAGAGAGUGUGUGUGUGUGUGAGUGAGGUGUUGUGUUUUAAAACAAUUGCUUUUCUUGGGUAUAAUUCUACAUUUUUUCUUUUCUGUUUAGAAAGUUCUUCCUGCUUGGGAUAUAGGCUUGAAACUACGUUUUAAAAACAUUGGUACAAUUCAUCUAUUGGAAAAUUAAUAUAUUAUGGGGUUUUUUUUGGCAUUCUGUGCAAUAACUAAAAGGGCACAUCACUAGAUAAUGGAUGUUAAAGAUGCAUUCGGUUAGGUGAUCUUGGUUUCUUCCUCUCUGUGCUGUGCACAGUCCACAUGGCAA
Messenger RNA from Acinonyx jubatus (cheetah), 3122 nucleotides. It is a transcript of the gene PAX9, whose product is annotated as paired box 9. Gene Ontology annotation, molecular function: RNA polymerase II cis-regulatory region sequence-specific DNA binding; DNA-binding transcription factor activity, RNA polymerase II-specific. The transcript has 4 exons. Lineage: Eukaryota; Metazoa; Chordata; Mammalia; Carnivora; Felidae. The record is from RefSeq and is a predicted model, not a curated record. The coding region runs from base 387 to 1415 and encodes 342 amino acids. Gene Ontology annotation, biological process: regulation of transcription by RNA polymerase II; anatomical structure development.